Molecule: messenger RNA, 2229 nt
Organism: Protobothrops mucrosquamatus (brown spotted pit viper)
Lineage: Eukaryota; Metazoa; Chordata; Lepidosauria; Squamata; Viperidae
Gene: FOXA3
Product: forkhead box A3
Exons: 2
Coding region: 183-1442 (419 amino acids)
Biological process (GO): cell differentiation; anatomical structure morphogenesis; regulation of transcription by RNA polymerase II
Molecular function (GO): RNA polymerase II cis-regulatory region sequence-specific DNA binding; transcription factor binding; protein domain specific binding
Source: RefSeq, a predicted model, not a curated record
CUGAGAUCAAUCUUUCAAGCUGUGGGUUUAGGCUGAGUUUCAAAACGAAGGCAUUUGGGAGAAGAAGAGGAGCCUUAAAAUAAAGCAUUAAACUUCCCCGAGAAACCAAUUCCGGGAUUUCCCGCUCUCCUUGAAAUUUUAAGCACGGACAAGCCAUUAUUUUUCCUCUCCGGAAUUUUGGAAUGCUGGGCUCGGUCAAAAUGGAAUCGCACGAUAUCUCCGAGUGGACCUCGUAUUACAACGAACCCACAGAGGUAUUUCCAUCCGUCAGCACAAUGGCGUCCAGUUUGGGGCCAAUGAACCCCAUUAAUUCUUACGUGACCCUCAAUCCGCUGAGUUCUCCUAAUUCUAUAAAUAUGACUUACCCAAACAGCAGCUUGAGCAGCCCUUCGGUCACGGGACUGGCCAACGCCACCAGCCCCAUGGGUCUUCCGACGGUGGCGUCUCCGGUCAGCCCAGUGUUGACGCCAUUGGGAGCCCAGCCACCCACUCUCAAUUCCCUCUCACCCUACCAGAAUGUUGGCCAACAAAUGGCCCCUCUGGGCUACUCUCCCUCAAACAUGAGCAGGCCCAAAGAGAUCAACAAGUCUUACCGGCGCACGCUGACCCAUGCCAAGCCGCCCUACUCGUACAUCUCCCUCAUAACCAUGGCCAUUCAGCAGGCCCCCAGCAAAAUGCUGACCCUCAACGAGAUCUACCAGUGGAUCAUGGAUCUCUUCCCCUACUACCGUGAGAACCAGCAACGUUGGCAGAACUCAAUCCGCCACUCGCUCUCCUUCAAUGACUGCUUUGUCAAGGUGGCCCGUUCUCCGGACAAGCCGGGCAAGGGGUCCUACUGGGCCCUCCACCCCAAUUCGGGCAACAUGUUUGAAAACGGCUGCUACCUGAGACGCCAGAAGCGUUUCAAAAUCGAGGACAAGGCUAAGAAGGCCGGCUCCAAGGCUUCCCACGCUCGGGAGCAAGCCUCGAAGGUUUCUGAAGGCCUUCAGGAAGGUCAGAGUCCCAACCCUGGUUCAGAAGGAGCCGAGUCCGGCCAUUCGGACACCUCCCAUGGUUCUGAGGAGCAAAGAAGUCUGGUCCAACUUGAUUGUUCGGGAGCUCAGGGCUCAUCCCCGGCGUCCGAGGCCUCCCCAGCUCCCAUCUCACAAUCUAUGACUAGUCACUACUUUGCCAACUCCAUUACCAACCUGGAUCUUCCGAACGAUCUCAAAAUGGACCCUCAGUUCAACUUCAAUCAUCCCUUUUCCAUCACCAACUUGAUGUCCACCGAGCAAAGCCACAAGAUCGACCUGAAAUCCUACGAGCAGGCUAUGGCGUACAGUGGCUACAACUCCCCACACUCGGUGGAAAGUAAACAUACCUACGAGACCUCCACCUCACUCAGCGAGACCGGUUCCUACUACCAGAGCCUCUACAGCCGUUCUUUGCUCAACGCCUCGUAAGGCGGCUGCCCUACCAUCAACUCAAAAGGACAGGUAAGAGAAACUUGGCUGAAAACACCAGAAAGACCAUCCCUGAGAGGUUUCCUCCCAUCACCAGCCAGCUACAACACGGGUAGAGGAAAGGAGCGCACCGCGAGGCCUGGUCUACCUGAUUUGGAUGAACUUUCCAAAUCUCACCGUGGUCAACAAUACCUUCUACUUCAACAGACUCUUGUGCCCAAAGUAACGGGGAGCAGGGAACAGCUAGGGCAAAAUAAUAAUAAUAAUAAUAACCAGCUCCAUGCCUUGCUGCUAUCAAGGGCAGACUGGUUAAGACCAGUCAUGGAUCCACGUUGACAUGGAGGUCAUUAGUCAGCAUGGAUUCCCCAAGGGCAAAACCCCACCAUCUCAGACUGAGGGCCCCCACUCUGAAUGUUUCAGCUAUUUGCUAGGUUUUAUUUCUCCAGGACUGGAGUUUGGGUGAAUGUCCGUACGUAAAUGAAGAGGGAAGAAGCUGUGCUGCAGCCUAGGACUUUGCUGUCUCAAUGGAAAUGUUACAGUUGAUGAUUCAAAUUUUGUCUGGGGAUACUCAAACCCAUUUAGGUCAGAACUGAGCUUGGUGAGGACUUCCAUUGUUACACAUAUAGAAAAGGGUUUGGUUACACCAAAGACGAUUACGCCGCAGCCUGAAGAGGAACAGGGAAUAUAAUUCAAAUAUUUUUUUUUGUAAUGGCUUUAUAUUUAAAUACAUGUGCUUUCUGUUGGGAAAAGGGUAAGAGUUGAUUUAAUAUAUCGUGCUUUAGAGGCA